Messenger RNA from Somion occarium, 1707 nucleotides. NCBI's taxonomy places the organism in Eukaryota, Fungi, Basidiomycota, Agaricomycetes, Polyporales, Cerrenaceae. The record is from the annotation of a GenBank genome assembly.
CUCCAUUGAGGCACUACAUAGCCGCUCUGCUGUUGGGUACACACGAGGUCCGUAGAUGGGAACGUGGGCUGACCAAAUCGAGACCCGUAAUUGCGUCUCAAGAUAUGCAUGCCAUAUGCCGGAUCGGUGGUUCGGUGGUUUGCUGGUGCGUGAUCUCAAUGUCUGUGAGAGCGUCCACGGCAUUGAUGGGAAUGUAACCAUCCUUAUCCAAUACGCACUUGCCGCUGCAUCAAGAUCUGCCAUGAUGGAAUCAGAUGGGACGUCAGAUUGUCAAUUCGCAAGGCCUACUGCGUCCCGAGACCAUCAGGAAAGCGCCACAAUGGCCUUAUGAUAGACUGGGGGGAGCGCAUAAGCUUGUUGAGCAAGAUUUCGCUUGAUGCUUCUAACCCCUCGUUACCCGGCGAAGUCCAGCUAUCGUAGUGCGAUAUAAAGGACUUUGAGACAUUGACGAGUCCUUCUACUGACUUCAAGGGUUCAGACGUCUCCAUAUCCUUUUCAUUCGGUUCUUUCUUUCGCUUGGGUUAGGAUGCCGGCAGCUCCGACACCCGCUAGUCUUUUGGGAGGAUUCGUGGUAGAAGUCUGCCUUGCAUUACUAUUGUAUGGCAUCGCAACGGCGCAGUCUUACGUUUACAUGCUCAACUCAAAGGAUGACCCUCCGUUGCUCAAAUCGGUAGUGGGCUCAAUAUGGAUACUCGAGACCUUCCAUAGCGCUAUGAUUAUACAUAUGUUGUACGAAUACACCAUCACCGACUUUGGGAAGCUGGCCGAUGUUGGAAUUAUCGUAUGGAGUGUUGGGCUUUGUGUUUUAGUUGAGAUGUUGAUCGUGGCCCUCGCACAAGGUUUCUAUAUCCGUCGAAUUUGGAUCCUAAGCAAUCAUAGUGUACUCCUCACAGUCGUUACGUCCAUCCUGCUCCUUGCUCGUGUUUCCUUCGGCUUUGCCACGGCUGCAUUGACAUACAAACUGGGCGCCUGGACCACCUUCCGCGAGGAGACAGGACCAUUGUUUACGCUAAGUUGUGGUCUUGGCCUCUCAGCCCUUGUGGAUGCACUGAUCGCUGGGAUCAUCAUUUACUAUCUUCGACGCGGUCAAACGGGAUUCAAGUCGACGGAUAAUGUCGUUCGCUCUCUCAUGGCGUACGCCGUUAACUCUGGCGCUAUUACUAUGAUUGUAUCCAUAGUCAUUGUACUCACGUUCGUCUUCUUGAAGAACAGUCUAUUGUUCGCCGGGUUGGUGACAGUCGCUGGUAAACUCUAUUCGAAUUCGUUGCUUGGCACAUUGAACGCAAGAUCGUACUUGCGUUCGAAGUCCAAGGGAAGUGCUGGAUACAACUCAGCCGAGUUGUCCAACAUAGGGCCUAACUCCGCUCGCCGAUCGCACACAGCACAGCUGCAACUCCCGCGGGCAAAUCAAAUUGAAAUAUAUCAAGAGACGACGAAAGUCUCGGACGGUUCCUUUAUUCCCGGGGACGAACCUGAGGGACGUUCGGCUAAAACAGUAGACGAGGUCUAUGCGGCAUGAACUGCCUGACGUGUUCCUUGUAUCAGUGAUUGUAUGAUUUACGUGUAGUUAUCCUGUGUAACAGAUAUAGCUUUGUUUGACAUACUUAAUGGUGAUUGUCGGACUUUCGAGACUUGGUCUAUCUAGAGCGAAUACGAAGCAUGUUCUAUACGAUAAUUUCAAGGUGCGAAUCAAGAUGUGAUCAUUCG